Lolium perenne is the source of this 1864-nucleotide messenger RNA. RefSeq lists its product as uncharacterized. Gene Ontology annotation, cellular component: CCR4-NOT complex. The record is from RefSeq and is a predicted model, not a curated record. NCBI's taxonomy places the organism in Eukaryota, Viridiplantae, Streptophyta, Magnoliopsida, Poales, Poaceae.
GUCGCCUACUCCCACUCUCCCCGAAUCUCUCCUCCCCACAGGGGAAAAGCCAAAACUACAAAAAAAUCUCGCCGCCGACCACCACCACGCCGACGGCCAUGUCGGCGGACGCCCCCGUCCCCGUCCCCACGCUGCGCCCGGACGAGCGGGCAGGGAUCCUCACGCUGCUCGCAGCCGCCGCGCGCCCGCUGGGGGACGUCGUCGCCGACUUCCUCGCGCGCUUCCCCCGCGAGCGCCGCCUCCGCGUCGGCGCCACGCUCUGCUUCCUCCUAGAGGACAAGAAGAUGCUUCAUCCAACUGGUCGUCUAAUUGCAUUUGCAAUUCUUCAUCAGAGUUAUUCCUCGCAGCCAGUAAACCCUUAUGUUCCUCUGCUGUUAGAUGCAGCCUGUGAUGAAACAUCAGAUAAAUCGGAACGGGCAUUUGUCCAACUUUUGUUGAUGGCCAAUGGAAACAAUAACAAUGAGGUGCUGCAACAGUCAGCUGUAGAUUACAUAAAUGGGCCUGAUUCUGCAUCACAGGCCUUAUUGCCACGGGAACAGCUUGAGAAGCAAUACUGCGGCAAUAGUGUACAGCCACAGCCUCAGGCUAGUAGUUUCAGAAGUGCUACCGUCAGAUGUGCUAUACCGGAUCCAGAUAUACCUCAGAGUUGUGCCAAUUCAUCAGAGAUAUCACCGCCUGGAGGAAAACAAGAAUGUGCAUCUGAUGAUAGGGAGUCUGCUCUUAAUGCUUUGCUGCAAGAAAAAUCAUGGGGAAGAUUGGGUCCCCAGUGGAUACGGCCGACACCCCCAAGACUUCAUAUACUUGACGGGGAGCUACAGUGGCUGAACCCUGACAACAAUCAUGAGCUAUUAUGGGAUUAUAGCAUGUGUGCUGACACAAGUCGUGGAGCUGCGAUCCGAGAUUUGAUUGCAAGAGCCUUAAAGGGUCCACUUGGACCUGGCCAACAGGAGCAAGUUGUUAUAGAAUUGGCAAAGGACUCUAAGCUAGUGUAUCAUUGCGGGAUGACGCCACAGAAACUUCCAGACCUUGUUGAGCAUAAUCCACUCAUUGCUGUCGAGCUUCUUUCGAAGCUUAUGAACUCUCCUGACAUUGCAGGUUAUUUCGAUGUUCUUGUGCACAUGGAGAUGAGCCUACACUCUAUGGAAGUUGUAAACAGACUUACUACUGCGGUUGAACUCCCAACAGGAUUUGUCCAUGAAUACAUCUCAAAUUGUAUUCAAUCAUGUCAAAACAUUAAGGAUAAAUACAUGCAGAACAGACUGGUGAGACUAGUUUGUGUUUUCCUCCAGAGUCUCAUCCGAAACCAGAUAAUUAACGUUCAAGAUCUUUUCAUUGAGGUACAGGCGUUCUGCAUUGAAUUCUCACGAAUAAGGGAAGCAGCUGGCUUAUUCCGGCUGCUCAAAUCUUUGGAGUGAAGAAACAAGUUAUAAACUGGUGGUAUUGUUAUCGAACGUUUGGAGUUUCUGGUUCUCAGUAGUUCUCUGGCCACUGUGGGAUGUUCAGGAUCAGGCAGUGUGUGUCAAUAUCUUGCAGAAUCAGUGACACCCUCCCAACGACAAUGCACACCCCCCAUAUGAGUGGAUCAAAAGAGGCACCAAGAGCAGAUCCAGAUAGUACUCUAUUUGUGGUUGCUCAACAUUUAGAUAUGUUUGUAUACGUCAGCUGUAUGGAGACAGAUCAUAGAUGCAUGUUUUGGUCUAUUCUUUGAUAUCCAUGUAAUCUCAAGAAUGCCAAGAGCUAUUUAUUGUAGUCCAUGUUUUUUUAUUUGGUUCAACCAGGACAUGGUUUUGUACAAUUCGUUGCCAUCCUGUGCAGAUCUGUCUGUACUUCACAUUUUUUGAAGUAAAUUUGAUGGCUUGAUCUA